AUGCAGACGUUGAAAGCGAUACGUCCACUAUGCCCUAUCCUCUCCGGGAACGCCUCCUGGCUUGGGGUAGCGCGCUGUCUCAACAGGUCUUCCUCAUCCACAGCAAAUGUCCUGCAUGGUGUCUACAAAGUUCCACCUCCGGAGGACCAGCACAUCCCCAAUACUCCACUGCCGUCAGAGAUCCCUGAAGCUGGCCGUCCCCUCGAUCUGAAUGAAGGUACCGCAGGCGUGCACUUCUAUCGCAGCAGAGGUAAACCACUUGCCCCUCUCCCUCCAGGCACCGAACCAGCGUCUGUCCAGAGCAGUUACGAAUUCCUCCCGGAAGUCCCUCGCAUCCCGCUCGGCAAGACCAUGCACAUCAACCACAGCGACAUCGACACAUACUUCCGCCCUCUCAUCCAGUGCCAUUGGCACGUAGGUCGUGUCAGGGCGGCCGCCCGAGACGUCGAAAUAUUGACUCUCGACAAACUCUUUCGGUUCAAAAACUUCGAGACGACGCUCAAAUUCUUCAAUGAAUUAGCUGAGAUUUCACUGAAUGAGAACCAUCAUGCCCAUUAUGCUUGUGAUUAUGCGCGGAUCUACGUCAGUAUUUACACCCGUGCUGCAUACUGUAACACGCCAGCAGAGUCCGGGCAGUGGAUCUCUGAACUGAAUUCCCGGUCUUACGUUGCGAGAUGUCCGCUUCGCGAUCAGGGCUGA
Messenger RNA from Pisolithus orientalis, 699 nucleotides. RefSeq lists its product as uncharacterized. NCBI's taxonomy places the organism in Eukaryota, Fungi, Basidiomycota, Agaricomycetes, Boletales, Pisolithaceae. The transcript has 4 exons. The record is from RefSeq and is a predicted model, not a curated record. Gene Ontology annotation, biological process: tetrahydrobiopterin biosynthetic process. Bases 1 to 699 code for a protein of 232 amino acids. Gene Ontology annotation, molecular function: 4-alpha-hydroxytetrahydrobiopterin dehydratase activity.